Bufo bufo (common toad) is the source of this 3424-nucleotide messenger RNA. RefSeq names its product zinc finger protein 182-like. Lineage: Eukaryota; Metazoa; Chordata; Amphibia; Anura; Bufonidae. The transcript is spliced from 16 exons. The record is from RefSeq and is a predicted model, not a curated record. The coding region runs from base 165 to 3131 and encodes 988 amino acids. Gene Ontology annotation, biological process: regulation of immune system process; regulation of cytokine production; negative regulation of transcription by RNA polymerase II.
UGUAUUUGGAACACAAUAUUCUUUUAUAUGGACUACUUAUAAAUCUACCUGUCUGUGGAACCCUGUGCAGUUCCUGUGACCAGCUCCUUGUUUCAGAGCCCAUUUUGGAAGACUCUUGUCUUAGAUACAGGACUUACACAGGUGAAGUUUUCUUUUGGAAGACGAUGGUGCUUUCCAUCAAAAACCCACCAAGGAUGGACACGGACAGAAACCACAUGGCUGCGAGGAUAUUAGACCUCACCCUGGAGAUCAUCUACUUGAUAACAGGAGAGGAUUACACAGUAGUGAAGAAGUCGUCUGGUGAGUGUGUGACACCCAAUGUGUCAGGAGAAUGGAGCAGGAACCCGGGAGCCAUCACCGAGCCUCCACCUCAUUCAUUGAUACAUGAGCAGAAGAUCCAAGAACUUACCAACAGGAUCACUGAGCUGCUGACCGGAGAGGUUCCUAUAAGGUGUCAGGAUGUCGCUGUCUAUUUCUCCAUGGAGGAGUGGGAGUAUUUAGAAGGACACAAGGAUCUGUACAAGGAUGUCCUGAUGAAGGAUCACCAGCCCCUCAAAUCACCAGAUGAGUCCAGUAGGAGAAAUCCACCAGAGAGAUGUCCCAGUCCUCUAUAUUCCCAGUAUUGUCCUGAGGAAAAGCAAAAUGUCCCACUGGAUCAUCAGGAGUGGGAAUAUUUAGAAGGACACAAGGAUCUGUACAAGGAUGUCCUGAUGAAGGAUCACCAGCCCCUCACAUCACCUGAUGAGUCCAGUGGUAGAAAUCCACCAGAGAGAUGUCCCAGUCCUCUAUAUUCCCAGGAUUGUCUUGAGGAAAAGCAAAAUGUCCCACUGGAUCAUCAGGACGCGGCAGUCUCAUGGAGACUUCCAAGAAACCCAGUUAAUGGUACAGGCCUCUCACAGGUAAACAUUUCUUUGGAAGUUUUUCAUGACCCACCUAGGAUGGAGAAGGACAGUAACAACAUGGCUGCGAGGAUAUUAGACCUCACCCUGGAGAUCAUCUACUUGAUAACAGGAGAGGAUUACACAGUAGUGAAGAAGUCGUCUGAUGAGUGUGUGACACCCCAUGUGUCAGGAGAAUGGAGCAGGACCCCGGGAGCCAUCACUGAGCCUCCACCUCAUUCACUGAUACAUGAGCAGAAGAUCCUAGAACUUACCACCAGGAUCACUGAGAUGCUGACCAGAGAGGUUCCUAUAAGGUGUCAGGAUGUCACUGUCUAUUUCUCCAUGGAGGAGUGGGAGUAUUUAGAAGGACACAAGGAUCUGUACAAGGAUGUCCUGAUGAAGGAUCACCAGCCCCUCACAUCGCCAGAUGAGUCCAGUAGGAGAAAUCCACCAGAGAGAUGUCCCAGUCCUCUAUAUUCCCAGGAUUCUGCACAGGAAAAGCAGAAUGUCCCACUGGAUCAUCAGGAGUGGGAGUAUUUAGAAGGACACAAGGAUCUGUACAAGAACGUCAUGAUGAAGGAUCACCAGCCCCUCACAUCACCGGAUGAGUCCAGUAGGAGAAAUCCACCAGAGAGAUGUCCCAGUCCUCUAUAUUCCCAGGAUUGUCCUGAGGAAAAGCAAAAUGUCCGACUGGAUCAUCAGGAAAGUUUUGGCGGAAUGACGAGUGGACCAGAAAACCCCACAUCAGAGUCAGUGAAUGGUAAAAACUGGAAGAGAGACUCUCAUGACUAUAUUUUGUAUGAAGUAGACGAUAAUCAAUUACAGACUGGCAAAACUAGAAUUGUAGAUGGACAGUUUGACAGUUUUGCAAGUUCCGAAAGUGGAAAGCAUUUUAAAGAAAAAUGUAGUCAUUCCAUGCAUGAGGGAAUUUGGAUUAAUGAAAGGCGGUUUACAUGUACUGAAUGUGGGAAAUCUUUUACUCAGAAAUCAACUCUUGUGGCCCAUCAGAGAAUUCACACAGGGGAGAAGCCGUUUCCAUGUUCGGAAUGUGGAAAGUGUUUUACUAGGAAAUCCUAUCUUGUUGGACACCAGAAAACUCACACAGGAGAGAAGGAAGCUUCGUGUUCAGAAUGUGGGAAAUGUUUUCGGAGUAAAUCAAGUCUUUCAAAGCAUCUGAGAACUCACACAGGGGAGAAGCCAUUUUCAUGUUCAGAAUGUGGGAAAUGCUUUACUAGUAAAUCCUAUCUUGUUGAACAUCAUAAAAUUCACACAGGGGAGAAGGAAGCUUCAUGUUCAGAAUGUGGGAAAUGUUUUACUAGGAAGUCCUAUCUUGUUAGACAUCAGAGAAUUCACACAGGAGAGAAACCAAAUUCAUGCUUAAAGUGUGGGAAAUGUUUUAACCAGAAAUCAACUCUUUUGAAACAUCUAAGAAUUCACACAAAGGAGAAGCCAUUUUCAUGUUCAGAAUGUGGGAAAUGUUUUCGCUAUAAAGCAGAUCUCAUGAAACACCUAAGAAUUCAUACUGGGCAGAAGCCAAAUUCCUGUUCAGAAUGUGGGAAAUGUUUUAAUAACAAAUCAAGUCUUAUAGAGCAUUUAAGAACACACACAGGAGAGAAACCAUAUUCAUGUCCUGAAUGUGGGAAACGUGUUAACCAUAAAUCAGAUCUUGUGAAACAUCUGAGAACGCACACAGGAGAGAAGCCAUUUUCAUGUACUGAAUGCGGGCAAUGUUUUAGUCAGAAAUCGAGUCUUGUAAAACAUCAGAGAAUUCACACAGGGGAGAAGCCAUAUUCAUGUUCGGAAUGUGGGAAAAGUUUUAGUCUCAGUUCAAGUCUUGUGAAACAUAUGAGAAUUCACACAGGGGAGAAGCCAUAUUCGUGUACAGUGUGUGGUAAAUGUUUUACCUAUAAAGCAGAUGUUGUAAAACAUCUUAGAACUCACACCGAGCAGAAGCCAAAUUCAUGUUCAGAAUGUGGGAAAUGUUUUAGUAACAAAUCAAGUCUUGCAGAGCAUCUAAGAAUUCACACAGGGGAGAUGCCAUAUUCAUGUCCUGAAUGUGGGAAAUGUUUUAUCCAUAAAUCAGAUCUUAUGAAACACCUGAGAACUCACACAGGGGAGAAACCAUUUUCAUGCACAGAAUGCGGGCAAUGUUUUAGCCAGAAAUCAAGUCUUGUAAAACAUCAGAGAAUUCAUACAGGGGAGCAUGUUCAGAAUGUGGGAAACAUUUUAGUGUCAGAUCAAGUCUUGUGAAACAUCGUAGAACCCACAAAGGGAAGAUGUCGUUGUUAUGUACGGUAUGUAUGAAGUUUUAUAACUAUAAAAGAAGUCUUUUGGUCUUAUUCAGAAAACAUGUUUUGGAACAUCUGAGAACACACAGAAGAGAAGCCAAAUUCAUGUGCAAUAAGUGGGAAAUCUUUUAGUCAAAAAUCAAGUCUUGUUAACCUUUUCGGCCCUGGGUAAUUUUCCAUAUUCGUGUUUUUGUUUUUAACUCCCUCACUUCUAGGAGCCAUAACAUUUGCUUAUUUUUCUGUUCACAUAGCAGU